Messenger RNA from Laccaria bicolor S238N-H82, 480 nucleotides. RefSeq lists its product as uncharacterized. Lineage: Eukaryota; Fungi; Basidiomycota; Agaricomycetes; Agaricales; Hydnangiaceae. Bases 1 to 480 code for a protein of 159 amino acids. The record is from RefSeq and is a predicted model, not a curated record. The transcript has 3 exons.
AUGGUACAGCUUUCGAGAGAUGUUCUGAAGCUGAGGCAACACUCUUGCUCAUCACCUGUGCCAAGUGACGGAAACAGCGAUCUAUCUCUACAGACGAACUGGACUGUGGGUCUCUUAAAAUUUUCCUAUAUGGUGCAAACAACGCCAUUCCACGGAUGGGGAAACUUCAGCCCUCGAGCUACGGCAUUGGUGGCGCCGCUUUCCACGCACUCUCUUCCUAUGUCCUCCUACUACCGCCUACGGCUACUCGACAUUGUUCUGUUUCUCCUUCGCCCUCUCCGGUGGUCUUUCUACGUUCAGGGAUCGUGUUUAUUGAUAUUUUUUGUACUUUGCUUUCUGAUACACGCCCACAGAGAUUCGUCAUUUGUUAGAGGGUUUCUACGGCAAACUCCCAAGAUCAAGGAUAACUGCAUGUUGAGAGACCGUAUACGCGAGGUAUUAUUUCCAGAUAUCGGACUAACUCUCGGACCCGCAAUGUAA